AAAUAUAUUUAAAUAGUAUUAGGAAAGUUCUUUGUUAAGGAAAUUGUAUUAGCGUUAAAUCGAUAAGUCUGGGACAAUGAAGUUGUCAUCAUCCGCCGCAAUUAAACUGUUGUAGCUUUUCUUGAAAAAAGAAACGACCAACAUGACUUUUUUGAUUAAAGGGGUAAAACUAUCCCAAUUAGCAACCACCAGAGUCACAAUUCCAUUUCAUGUUUCUGUUCGCAACCAUUGGAACAAGGACUGGAAAGCAUCCAAAUAUCCUGAGACUGAAGAGGAACGAAAAGCAGCUGCUAAAAAGUAUGGAAUGCAUCCUUCAGAAUAUCAACCAUAUCCUGAUGAUGGAUUAGGCUAUGGCGAUUAUCCAAAACUCAAAGAUGAACCUGUGGAACGUCGUGACCCAUACUAUCCAUGGGACAUGCCAGAACUAAAACGCAAUUUUGGGGAUCCGAUCCACAUACAAAACAGCUUAUAUAGCGAAGAUCGUUAUGGUACAGCAGCACCUCUGAGAUAUUCAAAAUCAACAAUGUUUUAUUCUUUUCUUGGUGUGAUGACGUUUUUCUUUGGUGCUUACUUUUUCUUGGAAGAUUAUAAAAUGUUUAGACCUGUAAUGCCACCUCAAAAGCCAGGAAAUGGUCAAGUACAUUAUACUUUUGAGCCGAAAAAUUAAAAAAAGUAAACGUUAUGGUUAAUUAUUGUUUAUUGUGAAGAAAUGUUUUUUUCAGAAUGAAUAAAAAUAAAUAAUAAAGAAUAUCAGUAGAAAAUUAA
Culicoides brevitarsis is the source of this 765-nucleotide messenger RNA. RefSeq names its product NADH dehydrogenase [ubiquinone] 1 beta subcomplex subunit 8, mitochondrial (gene ND-ASHI). The transcript is spliced from 4 exons. NCBI's taxonomy places the organism in Eukaryota, Metazoa, Arthropoda, Insecta, Diptera, Ceratopogonidae. Gene Ontology annotation, cellular component: mitochondrion. Bases 143 to 667 code for a protein of 174 amino acids. The record is from RefSeq and is a predicted model, not a curated record.